ACCUACAUGUACACCCUCUCCCUCUCCCUCUCCCAUAUCGCUCUCCAGAUCGCUGGAGACCCAGCGCCCACAUGCCAUACCACCCCAAACGGCGCCGAAGAUCUCUGCCCCAACCCCCCACCGGCCCGCUACUUGCCGGGAAGGAACCACCAUCCAAAAUGUACCUCUCCCUAACCCGCAACCAAUUCCUCCUCGUCCUCCUCGGCCUCGCCGCCAUCCUCACCCUCUCCGUCGACUACUCCCUCGCCUCCGCCCGUCAGCUCCACAAACGGUGCUGUACACCCACGGACCUCAAUAAACUCGCUGCGCUAUCCGCACCGCAGAAUCUGACGAUAACAGGGUCAACUCUUGCACCGUUCCUUAUUCCACGAGUGUCGGGGACAGCGAAUAACGCGAAAGUGCAGCAACAUAUAAAAGCGGUUUUCAAAGAGCUGGGUUGGGAUAUAGAAGAGGAUACCUUCACAGACACGACCCCACUAGGUCCCAAAACGUUCACCAACAUAAUAGUCACCAAAAACCCCUCGGCACGGCGCAAACUCCUCCUCGCCGCCCAUUUCGACUCCAAAUACUUCCCAGGUCAAGAUUUCAUCGGCGCAACCGAUUCCGCCGCCCCAUGUGCCAUCUUGGUCGACGUCGCAAAGACAUUGGACCCAUUCAUGACCGCAUCGCCGGACCCGUCGCUGACGUUACAGAUUGUGUUCUUUGAUGGAGAGGAGGCGUUCGUGGAGUGGUCCGCCACGGACUCGUUGUAUGGGUCCCGCCACCUCGCGGAGAAGUGGGAGGCGACGUAUGUGAUGGGCGGGGGCGCACCACCCUCCUCUGGGGCUGCGAAAGUGUCCCCAGAAGGGCAUGCGACGAACAUAUUACAAACAAUCGACGCCCUGAUCCUCCUCGACCUCCUCGGCUCUGAAACCGACAGUUCCGGCGGCGCCGUGCAUAUCUGGAACUCGCAGAGACCCACCACACACUUAUGGGACAAACUCGUCUCCAUCCAAUCCGCGCUCGUCAAACAGGGGUUGGUAUCCCCGCAUCUAAGCGGCCGGGUUGACGCGCAGGGGCAGGGGGGAUAUUUCAUGUCCGGCGAUUUGGGUUUGAAUGUGCAGAUUGAGGACGACCAUGUCCCGUUUUUGAAGCGGGGGGUGCCGAUCGUGCAUGUUAUCCCGCAGGUGUUUCCGAGGGUGUGGCAUACGCUGGCGGAUAGCAGUGAGGCGAUCGUGCCGGAGAUUGUGGCGGACUAUGCGUUGAUUUUUAGGGUUUUUGUGGCGGAGUAUUUGGGGUUGGUUGUUCCAUAGCGCUGGGGUUCCAUACCCAGCAACUUGUAUAUAUUGCGCAUCUCAAUAUCCAUACGCGGAUAGGACAUAAUCCGCAAUACACUCCCACCGCAUGUUCGCACAAUAGAGAAACCCUGGGCUUGGGAAUAAAGCCCUAUAUGUACGCCACACAAAACGGCAAUCCAUACUGCAUAUUUCAAAAAUCGUAUCUCUUCCGACCCGGUUCACGACGCAGGCGUCUGCCGCUGAUUCACCGCCGACAAAGGCGGCUCCCCCCUCCACCUCCCCGCAACCUCCCGAUCC
Molecule: messenger RNA, 1574 nt
Organism: Fimicolochytrium jonesii
Lineage: Eukaryota; Fungi; Chytridiomycota; Chytridiomycetes; Spizellomycetales; Powellomycetaceae
Exons: 2
Coding region: 72-1292 (406 amino acids)
Molecular function (GO): glutaminyl-peptide cyclotransferase activity; zinc ion binding
Source: RefSeq, a predicted model, not a curated record